Monodelphis domestica (gray short-tailed opossum) is the source of this 2077-nucleotide messenger RNA. RefSeq names its product YEATS domain containing 4 (gene YEATS4). The record is from RefSeq and is a predicted model, not a curated record. NCBI's taxonomy places the organism in Eukaryota, Metazoa, Chordata, Mammalia, Didelphimorphia, Didelphidae. Gene Ontology annotation, biological process: regulation of DNA-templated transcription.
AGCCGCAAUAGCGCGCAGCUAACCCAUGGGAGGGCGCGCCUCCGGGAACGCGCGGCUACCUUCCUCCGCUCCCUCCUCCUAACCCUCAACUUCCUCCCGCUCUCGCGGGGCUGGAUGGGCUUCGCGGACGCUGUCCAGCGGAGCAGGCGGGCUCCCACGGGCCCCAGUGGUUUGCCUCUUCUCGGAGCCGACAGACGGCGAGUCCCGGGCGGGAGGAGCGCUGGACGCCGCUGAGGGGCCCCGGCCCUCUCUCCUCGGCGGCGGCGGCGGCAGUGGCGGCGGCGGCUUCUCCCCCGGUGCAAUAUGUUCAAGAGAAUGGCCGAAUUUGGGCCUGACUCCGGCGGGAGAGUAAAGGGAGUUACUAUUGUUAAACCUAUAGUUUAUGGUAAUGUUGCUCGUUAUUUUGGAAAGAAGAGAGAAGAAGAUGGUCAUACUCAUCAGUGGACAGUCUAUGUAAAGCCAUAUAGAAAUGAGGAUAUGUCAGCAUAUGUGAAGAAAAUCCAGUUUAAAUUACAUGAAAGUUAUGGUAAUCCUUUAAGAGUUGUGACUAAGCCACCAUAUGAGAUUACAGAAACAGGUUGGGGUGAAUUUGAAAUAAUCAUAAAAAUAUUUUUCAUUGACCCUAAUGAAAGGCCUGUAACACUUUAUCACUUAUUAAAGCUAUUUCAGUCAGACACCAAUGCAAUGCUGGGGAAAAAAACAGUGGUUUCUGAGUUCUAUGAUGAAAUGAUAUUUCAAGAUCCAACAGCAAUGAUGCAACAGUUGUUAACAACAUCUCGCCAGUUAACCUUAGGAGCCUAUAAGCAUGAAACAGAAUUUGCUGAACUUGAAGUGAAGACCAGGGAAAAAUUAGAAGCUGCCAAGAAAAAAACAAGCUUUGAAAUUGCUGAACUUAAAGAAAGAUUAAAAGCAAGUCGUGAAACUAUUAAUUGUUUAAAAAAUGAAAUCAGGAAGCUUGAAGAAGAUGAUCAAAGUAAAGAGAUAUAAAAAAAGUCUCACAAGGACUUAGUAAGGAAGCAACUGGAAAAAAAAGUGGAUUUCGUGAAGUGGAGUAAAUACUAUUAUGUUUCUUAAAGGAACUCUAGGCAUAAUUGUCUAUAUGAGGCUUCUUAGCAAAGACUCCAAGGAUUCGUACCUCUCAGACAAUUUGAAUGUAAAAAUCUGCAUUUGCUAAUCCACUGAGGGCAUUUCUAUGACUUCAAGCACAACCUCUAGUUUUUUGUUGUUGUUUUUUUUAAUUACAUUGUGUACAAAGCUUGGUAACUUUUGUGAGAAUUUUCCACUCUAAGGUAUAGCUUUUGCACAAAUUUUAUAUAUUUCAGAAUGUGGAAUUAGUUUUUAAAAAAUGGACUUGCCCAUUAAACUGCUUUGAGUAGGCUCAAGCCUAUUUUGUAUAUGCUACAGAGAGAGGUCACCCAGAGAAAUGAACCUUUCCUCACUUGCAGUGAUCCCUCUACCUGAAGGCCACAGACUUAAAACAUUAAAAACCACGGAGCCACAUUUGCCAUAAAGUGAACCAAUAACGGACCUGAAGGGACUUUUAGAAGUAUGAAGUACAUUGCAAAUGUAAACUGUGCAACUCCAAGGACACCUGGGAAAAUGUCCAUUCCCAGAGGACUCUGUUAUAAGUUUCUUGUUUCUCACCUUCUACAUUUCAAAGGGAAGUCUUGAUACUCUGUCUAACCAGUGAAGCUCGACAGCAAAUUCUGUCCAGGGAGUUUUCAGUGUGUCCCUUCCCAUUUAGGGAAUAAGGACUGAAUGAUGAUUUCAUUGGUAUUGGGAAAAUUAGAAAGCUUCUGCCAGUGCAGCUAGGCAUCCUCUUGGCUGUUUAUAGCCUGAGAGUUGCCUAGAGCAUUGCAGGGUUGGGCCACUUGCCCAGGGGCACAGCCAGUGUGCAUCAGGGAGGGGACUUGAAGCUGAGUCUUUCUGGCUCUUAGUCCAGCUCUAUCCACUGUACUACACUGUCUCAUUUACUUAAGCUUAAUCUUAGGAGACUGAAAAAUAUAUUUCCAUGUUCGAAUAUAGUUUGUAAAUAAAUAUUUGGAGAUGAAAUAAAUCUUGAUGGAUUAAUUUAAAA